UCUAAUAUCAUAUAAUUUUCUUCAUAUUUUAUAAAUUUUAAAGCACAGUAAUUUACUAUCAAACUUUCAUAACCGAAACUCUUAAACAGUUCAAUGCAUUAUAUAAAAUAUUAUUAAACAAUAUACAAGUGUAUUAAAAUACAACGCUUUCAUUAUUUUUUUUAGUUAGUUAUUUUCUAAAUUCUAUAUAUAAAUUAAUUUUUGUUUUCUAAAAUAUAUUCCCAUUUUAACCUAUAACGAUACAAAAAUUCACAGGAGGAAAAAAUACAAAUAAUUGUUACAAAUAAUUAACCAACAAAGUCAAUGAGAUCAACAAAUAGCACACUAUGACUUUUUCAAAUGAAGCAUUCUCUAUAUUAUUUAUCAAUUAAUUAUCACCACAUCAGGCGUUUUAUUAAAAAUGUGCAACUAAACAAGGAAAACAUCUAAUACAUAUUAAAUAAUAACGAGUCGAUCAGACAGUCACCUUAAAUUUACAUUAAAACUUUUAUAAUUAAAAUUCUAGAUAUGGUGCAAAAUAUAAAGCACCACCCUAUGCGUUGCUAACUAACCCUAAUGCGCAUUAAAAAAUAAGUUUUAUAAAAACGAAACAUGCCAAUAUAAUAUUAACCAAUAAAUAAGGACAUCGAAAAAAUUAUCUUUAUACCUAUUGUUUGCUGCUGCACUUAUCUAUCAUCGGCAUUUUUAAUGUACAACACUUAACUUAGGGGCGGAAUUUAGCGUGGCGUGGGUGAACCUGAUUUUGUUGUAACUACAUGGAAACAAAAAUCUAUUGAAGACUGUUUAAUUUCAUAUUGUCACAGCUAUAAUUUGGAACCACUAAAAUGUGAUACUAAACCACUUAUGAAGUAUAAGUAGAUUUGCACACUGCAUAUUUACAUGACAUAUACUUUUCCUGUUCCCAUUAGUUUGUUAGUACAUUUUUGCAAAACAGAAGGAAUACAUUCACUGAGCAAUCAGAAAUGACAAUUGUCGAAAUACCAUCAAUGUUUCAAACAUCCGAUCCCUCCGUGCCCAUGAUUAAAGUACCAGACUUGCUCGAGUAUUUCCGGGUCGAUAUGAAGAUCAUAUUGUAAAUGCAUAUUGGAACCUUUUUAUACAAUGCGUCCAAGAGGUGGUUGAGAUAUUCAAAAUUGAUUUUAUUUAGAUGAUUGUAUUAGAUCUCUUUUUUGAUGACUGAUCAUGCACUGGGAAUGUUGACAUUUCCAUAUCACUUCCAUAUCACACAUAUUGGUGAAUUUGAGAUAUCUACGAAAUAAUUGCUUUUUUUUAAAUUAUUAAAUGUACAUGUUUAUCUAAAAUGAAACAAUAGUUUAACUCUGUUGUAUGUGGAAUAACGGGAUCCUAAUAGAUUAUUUCACACACCGCAGUCGUCUCAGGUAAGACAUCUAAAUUAUUCAAAGAAAGGCACAUCCAAUAUUAUAAUGUGAUUGGCUAGAUCUAAAUUAAUAAAAAGGUGUUCUAUUCAUUUAAUGAAUGACUUGCCGUCUCCUAUUAAUAUACAGGAUAUUAGAAUACGUCCUUAAUUUAAGAGCGUAUUACUUAAACGUUGAAAAUUUAGCGGUGUUAUUUGUAAAUUUUAUGUAGCUUCUUCAGCACCAAAUAGAUUAGAAUUAUUAUGACCAAUUCAGCAGCUCACAUUUUUCUUUGUAAUAAUCUUGUUGAGGAUAGACUUGAAAAUUCUAAUCUACCUUGAGUUAUAAGAACAACUUAUUAUUACAAAUUGGUUCAAAAAUACUGUAUUAAAUUUAGUACGUAUCUUUAAAAUAAUGUUGAAUUAUUAGUUACAGAAGGACUGGCUCAACAUGCAUCUUGGUUACGGUUAAGUGCUCGAGUAUUGACUUGGGUACUCGACUGGGCUAUUUGAUACAAAAUAAAUAAAUAAAAUAAAUCACCAUUUUAGUCACGAGUUUGCUUAGGCAAGAGCAUAGCGAGUGUUUAAUAAACGUGUAAUUAACAAAGCUUAUCAAAGUGUCUCAUAUGCACUUUUUGUACGACCAUUAGUUUUUGGGCGCAUUUUUGAAAAACAGUACGAAUACAUUUACUGAGUACUAAGAUCUACCGAAAACAUCAGAUCGCUCUCAAAAGUACCGGAAAUGUCGGAGGAGGUUCCCAAUAGUGGCUAACGAGGCUGAGCUCUUAACGUGAUACUUUCUACACGCUUGAUCUGCGCAUAAUUGGGUAUAAAUGACGUAACGCAUUCUAUACCCAAUGACAACUAGUCUAUCAGCAGUAACAGUACAGAGUACAAUUUUAGAAACCACUAAAGACCCUUCCGACGCGACAAAAUAUAUGACAUUUUUUCUGUGACAUAAUACACCUAAUCUAACCCAGUCAGAAUAUCCUUGACAUGUAAUUUGAAUGUACACAAUUUGGUGCAUGGCGUCACCAGGCAUCAUUUAAUCCUUGACCUUGUCUUUUAACCCUAAUCACGUCCAAAUUGGCUUUCGAUUGUCACCGCGGAGAAAAUUCCCGCUUUUUUAUUUCGCCAGUCAUCCUAAGUGAAUUUCAAGGUUAUUUCAAUAAACAAAUCUGUGAACACUUCUAAAUAUCGCACAAAAACUAUUAAGAGACACUCGGUAUAAUACACGUGCAAGAUCGUAACUUCAAGACACCGACAAUCCGGACGGGCGCAUUUUCCCAAAGAUCGGAUGGAAGAUUUAGACACAACCCCACACAAUAAAGGACUAAAUUUGACUGGUGAACAUUAGCUGUGUAAAAUGUUUUAAUAGCAACAAUUGGACAAUAUUGAGUUGAAUUGCAUUAAAGAAUCUGGCCAGUUAAACUAAUAUACUAAUAGCUGCACUAAUAGUCAUUGUCGCUAAUAGGGAAAAAUUGGGUAAAUUGAUAAAUUCAUUUAUGGGCUAUUGAGUCAAAUGCGUGCGCUUCACGUUUACAUUCGUUAAGUCCAUCAGCUUAUUGUUUAUGAAUGGUUUAAUUGCCAUAUUGUAUCUCUUAAUUUUCUUUAAUUCUUCCAGUUCGGAUUCGAUACGCAUCGGGGGUGCAACAGGAUGCUUUAGUGCUGCGUUUCUUGCGUUCGUACGAGUUAUGAUCAAAUUUUGGUGCAGUGUUUGGUGUGCAGUGUUCAUUGUUUAGCUAAAGGGAUAACAUAAACUAAAUGAUCCUUAUUAUCGUACUCAGUAUAGUACCUCGCCAGCUCCACUAGUGAGUCACCAGUAAUAUAAUACUCAACAAGGUAGCAUGAUGGCAGUUACGUCCGCCCACGAUUGCAGAGGAAUUACAAGGAAUUGUAAGUAAUAAAAAAAUUAGGGUGGAUCCUCUUCCCUCUGCGGUUUUAUCCAAGUGGCGCCAUCUAGCCAACAUUUUAUUCACAUCAAUAAGCGACUAAGCGCAUUCAUAGUUGUUCCUCAGGUCUUGAGGAUGCCUUAAAAACCAAUUAAUAUGACGAAAAAUUAUUAAUGAUCUUCCUUGCAAAGCGAACUUUAAGUAUUGAAUACAGUAAAUCACCAAAUUUGAUCGUGGUUGGUGAUUUAAGUUUUAAAUGAUCAUAUAAUUAUCCUACACCUACACCUAUGUCUACGUGUGUGCCACUUAAUUAUAAUCUUAAUCUUUUUCGUAGUGACGGACCUUCCCUAUUACCGACCAAUAACUACCAUCUCCUACCUUUGACCACUGGGUAAUUGUCAUUAAAAAGAAGCUGGGAUCAGGAUAAAUUCAUUGUUAACCGUAAACUGCAGACCCGCCCGUGAAAAUUUUCCCAUCAGACGCAACGCCUUAUUAAUACCCUCAUGCGUUCGUCUGUUACACAAUAGUUCAUCUUUUCGUCUCUCCCUACACCGAUGCAAUUGGCCGUCAUCAAUUGUCCACACGUCCUCAACCAAUAAAGGCAGCCGUAUUCUCCCUGCGCGUCCAAUGGGAUGCCUCGAGUAUCCGGACUCCAAUUCAGCUCGUUAAAUAUAAAUUGGCUAAAAUAAUAAUGUCACAAGUCAGUUUAGGAGUAACAGUUUGGCUAAAUUGUUUGAUUGACAAAGUCGGCUAAAUUGGUCUUGAUUGUUUUGAUUGCGUUAAUUAUUAUGGAAGGUGCUCCGUUCGAUGAUCAGAGUUUUAACGAUUACAACAAUCAACCGUUGCCGAGUUUGAAUUCAACGUUGUUAAACAAAAACAACGAUGUGCAUUCGAUACAAGUGAUGUUAGGGCUUCAACAGCAGCACGAAAUGUUUGGUGGCAUGGGCUCGCCGCUGGAAUACAGCAAAUCGUCGCCGCAGAAAUUGGAUAAUUCUCCCAUGCAUCAUGAGGAAUUGGGAAUGUUCCAACCGGUGAUUGAAAACGUUGGGAGCAGUAACGGGAUGCAACGGAAAAAGGACGACGUGGUACUCCUGCAGUCUCAAACAUUAAAUUCAACCGAAAUGGCUAGCGCUACGUCGACAACGUCGAAAAAGAACGAGAAAAAGAAAAAUGAGACCAACGGAGUGAAAAAGAAGAAGACAAGAACCACUUUUACCGCAUUUCAACUGGAGGAACUGGAGCGGGCUUUCGAACGCGCUCCUUAUCCAGAUGUGUUUGCCAGGGAAGAGUUGGCCCUUAAGCUGAACCUAAGCGAGUCUAGAGUACAAGUAUGGUUCCAGAACAGGCGAGCAAAAUGGCGCAAACGAGAACCGCCGCGCAAAACGGGUUACAUCAGUUCGUCUUCACCCAGCUCAAGUAUCACUACGAACUUUAACCAAAACAUUCCGUUUACUCAGGCCCAACCAAAUACUGCCGUCGAUUCGUGGUCUUAUGGCCAAUCAACGUACGAUAUUGGAGGCCAUCUAAAUUUACUUAAUAGCGCUCCAGGGUCGUAUUCGACCUUCGGAUCACCCGCGUCUUACAAUAGCUUCGGGUCCAACCAAACGUCCUACUCUUACAUGCUUAACUCCCACGACAACCAACUUUUUAGUGCGCCCAUGAGGCACGAUUACUCCACACCCCCGUCCAAUCAAAGUCCGCCACUAGGCCGCGAGUAUUCCAUGCUCCAGACACAUUCGCCUAGUGCAGUCGGAGACGAGAAUUCCAUCGGAGUUAAAAUCGAAUACGUAGACCAUAAUUUGAACCAAUCGCCUGAACGGUAUGGAAGUGUAUCACCAAAGUACGACCAAACGUACGACGAUGGACGGCUUAAAGAUAUUAAACCUGAAAAUGGAAAUGAUGCGAAAAAUAUUACAGUGGGUUACAAAACUAACCGAAUACAAGAUGCAAAAGCAAGACUAUGCAUGAGACUAUGAGCAAAAUUAUUUUGUUGCAUCACUUUACUGGCAUUAAACAAGAAAUGAAAAAGUGCGGAAAGUUCAAGUAGAGCAAAAACAGAUCACGAAAAAAAAAUUGAAAUUUCUCAGUACUAAAUUUUGUUCGAAAUCACCAAAAAGCAGAGAAUGAAAUUACACAAGAACGGAUGAAACCACUGAAAGCUUAUUACAGCUGCGAGAAUCUGUCACUGGAAACAAUCCGCCCAAAAAUAAAUGUAACGUACCUCUGGCAAAAUGGUAAGUAGAGUAAAGUAAGUCCUAGAUUUAUAGCUUGUUAUUAUUUACGCUAUUGGACUCUUAGCGUUACGCCACUGACCCCGCUGCUGUACAGUUAGUAGUGUGUUUUGGUUGCUCGUCAUCGAAUUCAUAUAAACCUGUUUCAGUUUUCUCAGGAUCCUCAGUUAAUGGUAAUUCUUUGUGUAGUAGGCAACACCGUGUCGACGUUAUGAAAAAUACAAUUGCUAGUUAACCAAGUAACUAACAAAGUGUCAUCAGUAAGUGUACAAAUUUAAUAUUGUGCUCCAGUGGAUACAU
This is a messenger RNA of Cylas formicarius (sweet potato weevil), 5777 nucleotides long. Its product is annotated as serine protease inhibitor 88Ea-like. Gene Ontology annotation, biological process: regulation of transcription by RNA polymerase II. Lineage: Eukaryota; Metazoa; Arthropoda; Insecta; Coleoptera; Brentidae. Bases 4035 to 5222 code for a protein of 395 amino acids. The transcript has 4 exons. Gene Ontology annotation, molecular function: RNA polymerase II transcription regulatory region sequence-specific DNA binding; DNA-binding transcription factor activity, RNA polymerase II-specific; serine-type endopeptidase inhibitor activity. The record is from RefSeq and is a predicted model, not a curated record.